AUGGUCAUUCCGCUCCCGGACGAGGACAACGCGCUGCUCUCGACGGACGAAGGAGGCAAAGGAGGAUUGCGUGAGCAAACGCUCCUGGAUCAUCUUCCCGGGGCGACCGUUCUCCACCUCGCCUGCCACGGGAUCCAGGACCCAGAGCGCCCGCUUAAUAGCGGCUUCGUCAUGCGGGAUGGUACACUGACGAUGGAGCGUUUGAUGCCGGUGGUGGUUCCGGAGGCGUUCCUGGCGUUCUUGAGCGCAUGUGAGACGGCGAAGGGGUAUAAGGAUCAACCGGACCAGGCGAUUCAUCUCGCGGCGAUGAUGCUCUACGCCGGGUUCAAGAGCGUGAUUGCGACCCUUUGGUCCAUGGAGGACGUGGAUGGGCCGAUGGUCGCAGGUCUCGUUUACGGAGAGCUCUUCCGAGAUGACUCGGAGAUGCUGGAUCCCGAUGACGUGCCAUACGCGCUGGAUGCGGCGGUUCAGAAGCUGCGUGAGGCACAUCCAGAACCGAGCCGAUGGGCUGUAUACGUGCAUCUUGGUAUGUGA
This is a messenger RNA of Punctularia strigosozonata HHB-11173 SS5, 534 nucleotides long. RefSeq lists its product as uncharacterized. The record is from RefSeq and is a predicted model, not a curated record. The transcript is spliced from 3 exons. The coding region runs from base 1 to 534 and encodes 177 amino acids. Lineage: Eukaryota; Fungi; Basidiomycota; Agaricomycetes; Corticiales; Punctulariaceae.